Molecule: messenger RNA, 489 nt
Organism: Fusarium keratoplasticum
Lineage: Eukaryota; Fungi; Ascomycota; Sordariomycetes; Hypocreales; Nectriaceae
Product: Peptidyl-prolyl cis-trans isomerase
Exons: 2
Coding region: 1-489 (162 amino acids)
Biological process (GO): protein folding; protein peptidyl-prolyl isomerization
Cellular component (GO): catalytic step 2 spliceosome
Molecular function (GO): peptidyl-prolyl cis-trans isomerase activity
Source: RefSeq, a predicted model, not a curated record
AUGACAACCAACAUUCUGAUGGAGACCACAAUGGGCUCCUUCACCCUCGAGCUCUACACGUCCCACGCGCCCAAGACGUGCAACAACUUCGCGACACUCGUCCGCCGCGGCUACUACGAUGGCACCGUCUUCCACCGCGUCAUUCCCAAUUUCAUGGUCCAGGGCGGCGAUCCUACCGGUACCGGACGAGGCGGCACCUCCAUCUACGGUGACAAGUUCGCUGACGAGAUCGACCCGUCCCUCAAACACACUGGCGCUGGCAUCCUCAGCAUGGCCAACGCAGGGCCCGACACCAAUGGCUCCCAGUUCUUUGUCACCCUCGCUCCUACGCCCUGGCUCGACGGCAAGCAUACCAUCUUUGGAAGAGUCAAGUCCGGCAUGGGAACCGUUCGCAGGAUGGGAAUGGUCACCACAGGGCCUGAGGAUCGACCUGUCGAAGACCUCAAGGUUGUCAGGGCUCGCGUCGUCGAGGAGGAAGAGCAGGUAUAA